AUAAAUACUGCCAGAGACGAUGACCAACAACAACACACUGCAAGUGUUCCUUGUAAUCGCCAUCGUGUUAAUCAAUGGCGCUUAUGGAUUUGAAAAACGGUGCUAUCAUGACGACAAUGAUGAUGCAGACGUCUAUACGUUGGUAAUGCGUGCACAAUUCUUUACCGGUGACGCCAUGCAAAUCAUUGCGUUGAAUGGAAUAAGCAACGCGCCGACCAAUUGUUAAAGCGAAGUCACGGGAUCAAUUAACGAGCUGGUUAUCAAAUACAAGAUAUCAUCUGCUACUCAAACAACCCCGAACCCGUCAACCAACGACUGCUUUGUUACGUAUUCAGCCGCUACAUUUAGUGUAAAGGUAGCAGUACAAGGAAACCCGGAUUUUGUGACGAUAACCGACCGCUUAUAUGAAGUAGAUUGUAACACAAACGCUGCAGAUUUAGGUUUUUAAAAUUUGUUAGGCAUGCACAUAGCAUACGUCCCAACCAUUAACGCAGCAGUCACUCGAAAGGACAAAGUGACCGUGCAGUUGAUCAAAGUGGGUGGAACAGGCAGCGGCUUUCCAGUAAAAAAUCCGGUCCUCCUGGGUGGUAGGGUACGGGUGCGGAUGACUUACACACUCGAUCUUGCCGCUACAGUCGGGGAAUACCCGAUCGGCCUCCACAACUUUGAUCUAACAGUAGGACCAGGGAAUGGAGAAAGCGGACGGGUUCAACUUAUUACCGACAAUGGGUGUGUUCCUUCCACACCAAAUCCAUUUGGCCUGACACAAACGUUUGCAUACAAUAGGCGACUCAGUAGUACUGGAACCCGACGAGUGUUUGAGACAGGACCGUUUAGAAUUGCUAUGUUUGCCACGACUACAUCUAAACAGCUUAACUUCAAAGUACGCUACAUGGCCGAGUGCUACAACCUUAAUCAACAAAAAUGCUUCAAUCAGACGAACUACUGCACAACUCUUAGAAAUAAAAGGGCAACUGACGACGGAGGAAAUACAACACUUUCCUUUUACAUACAGAUAGCAAUGCCCGGAGAAGCCCUCAUGAAACAAGAUAUUGGCUCGGUAAAUAACAUACAUGCUCAGGAAUGUGUCGCCGACAAUACCUACUGGAUCCUCGCUGUCGUGCUUGGUAUCACCUUGCUGAUUGUUACCAUGGUAGCCAUGUUCGUCUUGUGUCGACUGCGCACUGAAUAACAACGUUCGGUCAGGUUCCAAGAAAAACCGGGCUUUUAAAUUUAACCGGCAAACAAACUAACGAAUCGCGAAAUAAAAUGAUUGUAUGAUGUUUUUUGUGACGUAUGUUUCCUUCAUUUUACGACUUUAAUUAAUUCAACUGUGUACUUAACACUCGUUUACUUACAUAACCUGUUUAAUUUAGCAAUAAUACAAAAGUAUACUUUUCUUUUCUACAAAUACUAAUCUGGAGGUGUGCAAAAUGUUGUUUAACAUGCUUAAAAUGAAUAAAUUAUUAAUUACA
This is a messenger RNA of Dreissena polymorpha, 1475 nucleotides long. RefSeq lists its product as uncharacterized. The transcript is spliced from 9 exons. The record is from RefSeq and is a predicted model, not a curated record. The coding region runs from base 461 to 1192 and encodes 243 amino acids. NCBI's taxonomy places the organism in Eukaryota, Metazoa, Mollusca, Bivalvia, Myida, Dreissenidae.